AUGGUCACAUUAAAGAAGGCAGUCCAAUGUGCUGUUAUAUCAUCACUCAUUGCCCCCGCAUUGGGUCUCUCAUUUGUACCACUGGUUAACAAACUUGCUUCUAAGGUGGUCAAAGUAUUCGAAAUCGACGAACCAAAAGUCCAUGAAUGGACCGCUGCUGCCUUCCCUGGGAACGAUAAGGAUGAAAAGCCAGUUCCCGGUGGAUCUCCUAUCAUGAAUUGUGAUGCUAGUGUGUCUCAAUUGUUAUCUUUACAUAGUGUAGUUAUUUCCCCCAACCCACCAGAAAGAGGUCAAAACUUGACUUUUAUUGCUAAGGGGUACUUGGAUAAACCCAUUUUGGAUGGUGCCUAUGUUGAGGUCGACGUUAAGUAUGGGUUCAUCAAGUUGAUCCAUCAAACGUUCGACUUGUGUGAAGAGAUCACCAAGGUAGACUUGAGUUGUCCUGUGGCUGAUGGCGAACAGGUGAUUGUCAAGGAAGUUGAGGUUCCACAGGAGGUUCCUCCAGGUCAAUAUAUUGUUAAUGCUAGAGCUUAUACUAAGGAUGAUGAAUUCAUUACUUGUUUGAGUGCUGUUGUUGAUUUCCCAGCUGCGUAA
Messenger RNA from Lizanozyma spartinae, 594 nucleotides. RefSeq names its product sterol transporter (gene NPC2). Gene Ontology annotation, biological process: intracellular sterol transport. Gene Ontology annotation, molecular function: sterol binding. Bases 1 to 594 code for a protein of 197 amino acids. NCBI's taxonomy places the organism in Eukaryota, Fungi, Ascomycota, Pichiomycetes, Serinales, Debaryomycetaceae. The record is from RefSeq and is a predicted model, not a curated record. The transcript has a single exon.